Molecule: messenger RNA, 1497 nt
Organism: Frankliniella occidentalis (western flower thrips)
Lineage: Eukaryota; Metazoa; Arthropoda; Insecta; Thysanoptera; Thripidae
Product: ras-related protein Rab-24-like
Exons: 6
Coding region: 97-693 (198 amino acids)
Molecular function (GO): GTP binding; GTPase activity
Source: RefSeq, a predicted model, not a curated record
GCUGAGAAAAGAAAAACAAAGAAAAGAGAGAGAGAGAGCGUGUAGGGUUGGGGUUAUGUUUCUGUGUUGUUUACUUUUUAUGCAUUCCUUUUAAACAUGAGUGGAGCUGAUUUUAAAGUUGUUUUGCUGGGAAGUGAAGAUGUAGGUAAAACUAGUCUAAUGAAGAGGUACAUCCAAGAUCGAUUUCAAUGUAGACCUCAUCAAAAUACAAUUGGUGCGGCAUUUGCAUCUAGAACUAUAUCAACUAGAGGCAGGCAAUUUGUGAUGGGUAUUUGGGACACAGCUGGAAGUGAACGGUACUAUGCUAUGAGUCAGUUGUAUUAUAGAGACGCUAAGGCUGCAAUUGUUUGCUUUGAUCUCACGGAGCUGGUAACCUUUGACCGAGCAAAGCAAUGGAUAACUGAGCUGAGAAACCAUGAAGAGGACUGUAAAAUUUACCUGUGUGGAACUAAAAAAGAUGUUGUGGAUGAUGGAAUUAAAGCACCAGCAUUGUCUCAUGAGAAGGCAUUACAGUAUGCAAAAGGAAUUGGAGCAGUUUACAUGGAAACCUCCAGCAAAACUGGACUCAAUGUUGGUGAGCUCUUUCAAUUGAUAGCAGAUGAGUGUGUCCUUCCCUCUAUUCAUAAUCGAGAUGACUCUAUCAAACUGCGUCCUAGCCCAAACAAGAAUAAUGCUUGCUGUUUAGCGUCAUAGUGCCUUUGAUCAAGUAAUACUUUAUUUAACAAAAUUGUAUUGUGCCAACACAUAGUCCCGUUUUAAACUUGCUCAGAAGGAACUGCCCUAUGGCAAUCUUUUAUAUUAUAGUUAAAAUGUGUUUUUAUUGUUUUUUUUAAUAUUGACGAGAUCAACCAACAAAUUUUACUGUUGUGGAAUUAGGAAUUACUUUUCAAGUUAUUUAAUGACCUCAAUCAAAAGAGACCAAAGUUAAUAAGCUGCAUGAUGAAGUAAUUGUGACACGACAAGCAUAUUUGUGAUUAUUCAGUAUAUUAGCGUUUCUAUUUUUUUGAAUUUUAUAAAUCUAUUUUAUUCAUAUGUUGUUUAUAGUCUCUCUAACUACUGACUUGUGGGAUAUUAUAAAUCUGAUUCCUUUCUAUGAUAAGUUUGUACCAAAGGCUGUGUUGGAAUCUGUUCCUAAUUCUUCAUGUGAUAUGAACCAGGGAAAAUCGUAUUUGUCACAGAAAAGUUGCGGCCCAUCUAACUGUCUGCUCAUUACCUCUGAAGUUACGCCUUGCAACUGCACUUGUACUGUUAUGUAGUAUUUUCAGAAGUUGGAUCACGAUCUAACUAUGCACAUGUUAACAAACAGUAUUUGUGUUGUGGGCCCAGAUGUUUUAAAAUUAUAAGUGAGAUGAUAAAGUGGAUCAGUAUAUAUAUUUCUAUAUAUUAUGUAAAAUUAUAUUUUUGUUAUUUAUAUACACAUAUCAAUAAUGUUAGAAUAAUUUUUGUUUAAGCAAUCGUUCUUCAUAUCUCUAGCCAGAGUAAACAUUUACUUUUCAA